Pararge aegeria (speckled wood butterfly) is the source of this 8180-nucleotide messenger RNA. RefSeq lists its product as uncharacterized. Gene Ontology annotation, biological process: regulation of DNA-templated transcription. Lineage: Eukaryota; Metazoa; Arthropoda; Insecta; Lepidoptera; Nymphalidae. Bases 189 to 7784 code for a protein of 2531 amino acids. The transcript is spliced from 25 exons. The record is from RefSeq and is a predicted model, not a curated record. Gene Ontology annotation, cellular component: RSF complex.
CUGUCAUUGAGUUUUAUUUUAUUAUUUUAGGAAAAUAGGGAAAAGAAAGCUUUCAGUGAUUGUAAUGAUAUUUUCGUGAAUCAUGUACAUGUUUUCUAAUAAUCUAGUAGUUGUAAGUGAAACUAUAAUAUACCGGUAGUGAAAAUCAGUUAGCGAUGAUAAGUAAAAAGGCUUAAUAAUUGACGACGAUGGCGUCGGAUGGAGAAAUUUCGUGUACGAAUGAUCCUAAUUUCGCCGUUAUCUACUCAUUCUUGAAAGUGUUCGGUAAAUUGUAUAAUAUAGACGUCCCUACGAUAGCUAAAUUGCAGGAGUUGAUAGAGAACACGCAGGAAGUGCUCGACCCGUUAAAAGAACUUCACUUGAGGUUGUUGCGCCGCGCGUUGAAAUCUGUCCAGAGCAAUAGAUGGGAGAGAUCGCUCAUCAAGUUUUGCCACCAGCAGAGAUACCACCAGGAGGCCUGGGAAAUAGAAAGGUUUUCUUACAAGAAAGCUAGUACUCAAGUGAAGUUGCGCAUAUUGAAAUUAUUACUUGAAUAUCAGUUCACAUGUCACCCAAAGUUCAAAGCUGCCGUGACUACCAUAUCAUGCAAGGAUCUACGACUGGAUCCAGUGGGGAGGGAUAAGAACGGCUGUGUUUAUUGGCUACAGGUAGACCAUGACGCCAACCUGUGCCUCUACAAGGAAGACCAGGAUGAGGAGACAUGGCAGCUCAUAGCUAACAACCGGGAGGAGCUAAUAAAAAUCAUUGGGCAACUAAAGAAUGGUGAAGAAAUAACUCCAUCUAUUGUUUCUAACAAUAAUGAGGACUCAUGUAGUGCAGAAGUGCCUCAGCCUCAAACAGAGCCUUCAAAAUCAUCAGAUGUUGAAGAAGAGAAUGAAGAAGAGUUCCUAAGUCCUGAAUCUGAAUCUGACAAUGAAAGUGAUGAUCAUAAAGAACAAGGCAAACCAGAGAAGCCUUCAGAGAGCAAUGAUAAUUAUCAAUCAGUAGUAGUAAAACAAAACAGUGAUGUAGAUUGUACUGAUAACAAUAGCAAUAUAGAAUGUAAGAUAGAAGUAAAAGACAAAAAUGAAAUCGACUCUAGUGAUAAUGUAAAUAUUCAACCAGAAGAAAAAGCAGCUGAAAGUAUUCCAGACGAUUCUAACAAAGAAACAACUGAACAGAAAGAAGAAGUAGAGAACACAAAAGAAGAAGAGGAUGAAGCAGUUGCAGAACCUAUAGGUGAGGAAGAAGCUGUUGGAGAAGCAAUAGAGGAAGAGGAAGCUGUUAAAGAAGCAGUUGGUGAGGCAAUAGAGGAACCUGUUAUGAUUGUAAAAGGUGAAGGCAGUGGGGCAGAUUGCGAAAGUGUAUACUUCUUUGGUGACGAAAUUUCCGAACCUGUGAUGUUUUUUUACGGAGAUGGUUAUGGAGCCGAAAAUGAUACUGGAAACCUCGAAGCAACAGAACAAGUUGAUACUAAUGAUACCAAGAAUGAAGAUGAAAACCCUCCCGAGGAAUGUAAUGGUGAAAAUCACGACGGCACUGUGUCUAGUAAAAAAAUGAAACUAAAGAGUGUUAAAUUAAAAGGUAAAAUGUCUGCUAAUAAACGCUCCUUAAAGAAAAAACCGAAUGAUUCUACUGACAAUUUAAAAACUGACUGCAAGAAACAUUGUAUACGAGAUAUGGACAAGUCAAAUGAAUCAAAUUCUAAUUCACAUGAUGAUUCAAAAAGAGAUUGCAGCAUAAACGAAAAAAGUACUACAGAAUGUGUAAAUGUUAGUAAAAGCAGAAAAAAGAAGCUCAGAGGCAAGGUUAAGAAAAUACAAAUUACACGGAAUGUUAAAAGGAAUUCAAGUAAAGAUCCUUUUAACUCUGUGUCGGAAUCUGACAAAUGUCGAAAUAAUAAGAACAGUAUUAUAGAGAAGAGGAAAAGUAGUCUAUCCUCAGAACAAGGCGAAGACAAUAGUGAAAAUGAAAAAGAAAAACGUCCUGACAAAUCAGUUAAACCAGAAGAUGACUUGCCAACUAAAAAGUUACGCUUAGCACCUACAUCCGAAUUUGUAAAUGUACAACAUUCCAAUGACCUGUCCGACAAUAAAGAAGAUGCAAAUUCGCCCGAGAAUAAUGAAAACCUUAAUUCGAAUACUAAUGUAUUAAAAGAUCCUUUAUCUAGUAGGAAAAAAAUAAAAGCCAGAAAGGGAAAAUUUAAAAAGAAACGUUUUGUAAAGAACACUAGUGAUGAUAAAAGUGAUAGAGUUAGUGAUGUUAAGAAAUCAAGUAAAGCUGUUAAAAGGUCUUUAUUAAAUGCAAACAAAAGUGACAAAAGUGAAUCUCAAAGUGAGAGCGAAGAAGAAGAAGCCGCAACAUGCGGGAAAAGGUUGAAAAUAAAGCCGAAGAAAAUAAACAGAUCAAGCAGGAAAAAAGUGGAAGCUAAACUCUUGGCAAAGGGUUCAAGUGAAUCUGAAGAGGAGACCCUUCAUAAUUUAGGUAAAAAAUCAGCGAAGAAAAAUCUAAGAAAGAAGCCCAAAGGCAAAGAGAAAGAAAAAGAGGCAGACAAGUCGAAUAAGCAACCCGCGCAAGGUGACGACGACACACCCGUGCGACAGUCGCGUCGCAUCGCGCAGAUGAAGAUCAAGGAAGAAGCUGAUAGGCGGCAACUGGAGGAGGUGGCCUUACGAGAGCUGAAGAUGAUACACAAAAAGAAAUCCAAGGACGAUGAAGAGGAAUGGCAGGCAAGCGAGUGCAGUUCAGACUCUGAUGUCAAGAAGCCCAAAAAGAACAACGCGACGUGGAAGGCGUCCGACUCAACCGGUCCUGACCAGGACAGUGACUCUGAAGAACCCCUCUUUGAAAACUAUGAACCGGAACCCGAUUUGGAUUUCAAUAAAUCCGAUCACGAGUUCUCGCCGGAAUCAGAUCUAGAGACAGGCGAUUCAGCAGAGCCCCUGAAACUGGCAAGAACUUUGCAGGAAGGUGCAGCUAAUGACGAUGGAUUCUGCAAGCGUUGCGGAAGUGCGGAGCAGCCGGAAUGGAUUCUUUUGUGCGAUGUUUGCAACGAGGGUUACCACGCUAGCUGUCUCAAGCCCAUGCUAUUCGUCGUGCCCGAGGGAGAUUGGUUCUGUCCGCCAUGCAACCACGAGAGGCUAAUAUCAGCGUUAGAAAAAGAACUGACAAAGUACGACGAGCUACUCGCUAACGUAGAAGCGGAGAGAGAACGGAAGAAGUUAGAAGCUCCGAAACAGGAGAGCGAAGAAGAGAAACCUUCUAGUGAUGAGAAGAACAAACGAGAUAAUGACGAAGACUCAGACUCAGGUUCCGAGGGAAGUAGCGGCUGGUCGUCCGAGGAGGCGGUAUACCGUCUUCGAGCGCGGAAACAGCUACCGGUUUCCUACCGCUCGCAGGAGUACGACCGACUCAUCAGCUCAGCCAUCAAGGAGGAAUACGUUGAACCGACGACCAGUGCGGGCAACCAGGGCCGCGGGAAAGAUAUAUCGACCAUCAUUGAAGCCGCUGAAGAAGAGAAAUUGAAAGCCGAAAGAGAAGCUAUCGAACAGGGCAAACCCGUCGAGUUUAAGAAGUCAAAGAAAAAGCAACGGAGAAAGCCACGAAAGUUGAACUCCCUGGAGGUGCCUUCCGAGGAUGACGACGAAACUGACGAGGACUUUAAAGAUACGGGAAUGGAAUCUUCGUCAGAGGAAAUAUCGUCAUCAGCGGAACGAGAUAGUUCGGGUACCAACUCAUCGGACCAACCUAUUCGACGAAUUUGCAGGCCGGAGAAAAAGAAAGAUCGCCAGAGGUUAAUAGAAUCAUCACCGGAAACGAAGAAGAAGAAAAAGGUGUUCGAAGACAGUUCCAGUGAGUCUGCGGGCGCCAAAGAGUGGUCAAACAAAUCAAAAUCGAAGUCCUACCAUAAUCGACCGCCCAAAAAACGGGACAAGUCCAAGAAGUCCCGAAAGCGCAGCGGUCUAACACAGUACGACGCAGAAGGGAACGUUAUAAGGGCGCGCGUCACGUACGGGGGCUUGAGCGACGAAGGUGUCAACGACUGGUCGCCAAAACACCGCACGCGCCAAAAGAAGAUCAACUACACAGAGAUGCCCAACACAGAGUCCGAGGAUGAGAUGCACAAAUCUAGCGGGAAGCACAUGCCAGACAGUUCGGACGAGUUCAAAAUAGACGAUUCCGAUGUAACUUCCGAUUCGGACUGCGAGGCUGCGAAGAGGCGCAAAGACGAAGAAGAGAACGAGGAGAGGACGAAGAGGGCAAUGUCGGACCUCAUCAAGAAAACUGCGGUGGUGCCGCUACACAAGUUGCCCGAUAACGUUACAUCCAUUAAAACUGAGAGCGCCGAACCGCCGCCACCAGAUAUUGCAGAAGAACAAGACAGUGAAGUUGUGAGUACGCCAAUUACGCCCCGCCCACUACGCGGUAGAGGGAGCAGAGGUGGUCGUGGCAGCCGAGGACCCCGCGGAGGUCGCGGCGGCCGCGGAGGAUCGUCGUGCGCUACUCAGUCGAGCGACGACGCGCUCGCCAAACUAGUGGGGGUGAAGAUUAAAGAUCUGAAACCGGAAGGUGAACCCGGGCCGUUGCGACCAGAUCAGGUCGAAAGAGAAAAGAAAAGGCAAGAACGGGAAGCGAAACUAGCAGAGAAAGAGGCACGAAAACAGGAAAGAAUGCAGAAGAAAGAAGAGAAAGAGAAACUAAAAGAACUAAAGGCAAAAGAGAGGGAAGAGAAACGCCUAGCAAGAUUAGCUUUGCAGGAAAGUAAGAAAAUAAAGAAGGAAAAGCCGGAGUUUAUGGGGCCCAUGGGCUACGGACCUCCUAUGCGGCCUAUGCAGCCGGAUAGACCUUAUGGUAACAGUCCCAUGGGGCCGAGGCAUCCUGGCGACUUCCAGGAGCAACGGUUUCCAGCUACACCGCGGUUGCAGGUACGAGCCGAACUGCGAGGUAUUGCCAUUCCAGAGGAGCGACGUCCCGACCAACACCAUCCCGCCAUGCGAGAAGGUACUUUGUCGGUAGCGGGAUCUCCUCAGCCGUUUAAGCCUGUCGCAGAAGAGCCCAGCAUCAUCACGAGAAUGCCGCAUAACAUGAUAAAUCAACAAUACAGGGGCUCGAUGAUGUACCCGCCGGGCAACGCGCCCUACCGCGGCCAGGGCAUGUACCAGAUGCACCCGGCGCACCCCGCACUCAACGCGCCGCGCCACAACUACCAGUACUACCCGCACCUGCAAGCCGGCCCCUACCGCCCCGGCUCCCCGCACGGCGCGCCCGCCUCCCCGCAGGCACCGCUGCCGUACGGGCCCAUGCACCACCGCCCGCCCGGACACCCGCAGCACGCCAUGCGGCCCGGGCCCUUCCCGCGCCCCGACGGGCACGGCCCCCACCCGCACGCCAUGCCGCCCCACGGUCCCAACAUGCGACACGGUCCGCCGAUGCAGCAUGGCCCACCUGUUUCCUCUCCCCACGGCCCGCCCGUCUCCGCCCCCCACGGCCCGCCCGUCUCCUCUCCACACGGCCCGCCCGUCUCCUCUCCUCACGGCCCGCCCGUCUCUUCGCCCCACGGACCGCCGGUCUCCUCCCCCCACGGUCCACCCGGCUUCCGACCCCCGGGCAUUAUGAAUCUCCGCGUUCCCGGCCCAGUUCAGCCGGGACAUCUUCCCAUCCGCACGCAAGGUCCGUCAGGGUCUCCGGCGCCGCAAAAAACUCCCCCACCGAAUUCGGAACCGGAGGACGGUGUAAUAGAACUUCCAAUAAAAAUCAAGGCGGAAGUCAAGACCGAGCCCGACUACCAGUCGCCGCCGGGCUCGCCCGCGCAGCGUUCGCCCGAGCCCCCCAAACCCCACCUCAAGAUCAAGCACACGGACAACAAGGAUGGCCGCCCGCGGUUCCCUCUAGGUCCUUACGCGCCGCACUAUGGCCCCUACGGGCCCUACGCGCCGCACGCGCCGCCUGGCGCCCAGCCACCCGAUGCCCUGUUGCUCCAGGCGCAGCGGUCGCACCACAAUCCGCUGCAGAGAAUGCCGUCGAACAUGCGCCAGUACUUGCCCAAUAACCCCGCUGAAAUGUCCCCGGGCGACGGUCCCGGGCUGAUUCCGCGCCCAGCACUCGGGCGUCCUCCAAUGCACGACGGGCUGCGACACCCCCACCCCGACCGGCCGAUAAUGCACGACAUGAUCCGCCCUCCCGGACCCGAGCGCUCCAUAAUGCAGGAUCUGUCGCGACUCGGACCCGACCGUCCGGGAAUGCACGAUAUGGCAAGACAACAAGCGCCCGAUAGGCCAACUAUGCACGAUAUGUCGAGGCCCGAUAGGCCACUAAUGCACGAUGCGUUAAGGCCUCCUGGGCCCGAUCGGUCGAUAAUGCGCGAGGCUCUCAGGCCCGGCCCCGACCGGCUCAUUAUGCACGAUAUGAACAAACCACCAGGAUCGGACCGACUGUCCUUACACGACAUGUCGAGACCGCCGGGCGGCGAUAGACCUAUGCACGAUGUUUCAAGGGCUCCCGCAGCCGAUCAGCAGAUGCACGAAAUGCCGAGGCCCCCGGCACGGGUCCGACCACUGCAUGAAAUGUCGAGAUUGCCUGAAGUUGAUCGUCCAUUACAUGACAUGACGAGGCCGCCUAGUGGCGAUCGACAAAUGCAAGAUAUGGCGAGACCGCCGAGUAGUGAUCGACAAAUACACGAUAUGACAAGACCGCCUGGGGACGAUCGACAAAUACACGAUAUUGUGAGACCGCCUAAUGGCGAUCGACCAAUGCAUGAUAUGGCGAGACCGCCAAGUGGCGAUCGACAAAUACAUGAUAUGGCGAGACCGCCAAGUGGCGAUCGACAAAUACUCGAUAUGGCGAGACCGCCAAGUGGCGAUCCACAAAUACUCGAUAUGGCGAGACCGCCAAGUGGCGAUCGACAAAUACACGAUAUGGCGAGACCGCCUAGUGGCGAUCGGCAAGUACAUGAUAUGUCGAGACCCCUCAGUGGCGAACGACAGAUUCACGAUAUGUCGAGGCCCCCUAGUGGAGACCGCCCCACACACGAUAUGCCCAGACCUCCCAGCGGAGACCGCCCUAUUCACGAUAUGUCAAGGCCCCCCUGCGGCGAUCGCCCCAUCCAAAUGUUAAGGCCCCCCAGCGGCGAUCACCCGAUCCACAUGGCGAGGACUCCCAGUGGCGACCACCCGAUCCACAUGGCGAGGCCCCCCAGCGGCGAUCACCAGAUCCUCAUGGCGAGGACUCCCAGCGGCGAUCACCCGAUCCACAUGGCGAUACCCCCCAGCGGCGAUCGCCCUAUCCACAUGGUGAGGCCGCCUAGCGGCGAUCGCCCUAUUCAAAUGGGGAGGCCUCCCAGCGGGGAUCGCCCGAUCCACGAUAUGACGCGGCCGCCCGUGGCAGCAGACGGCCGGUCUCCGGGGCCGGAGCGGCUGUCGGCGCCGCGGCCGCCCGGCGCCGGCCCCGUGCCCGACAUGAUGCGGGCGCCGCCCCCCGAAAGACUGAUGGGCCACGAGCUACCUCCGCACUACCCGUACAUGCGGCCCCAGCCGCGCCCGCCGGUCCGCCUCGCACCCGGCCGCGCCAGCCCCGGCCUGCCCUACGCGCCCUACCAGGACGUGCACCGCAUAGAGAAGCAGCCCCACCCGGCCGCCGCGCCCCCCGAGCGCCCCCACUCGCCGCGGUCCCCGAAGGAGCCCGAGGGCCCCGCGUCCCCGUCCGAGGCCAAGCCGGCCACGCGGCCCGUCAAGGAGGAGGGCGGCAGCGUGUUCGGCGGCCUCGUGAGCUACUUCUCGUCGCAGCGCGAAGACGACCUGGACGCGUAGCGCGCGCACUGUACAUACUAUGACCUAGAUAAUUUUAUUUAUACCGCCCGCGACGGGCGCUAGUGACGUACGCUAUGUAUGAUAUUUUAUGAAGUUGACGUUUAGAUUCCCGAAGUUUAAUGAGUCUUUUUGGUCUCGAAUAGAAACGAUGUAUUAUUAUUUUGUUUAAUUUAAGCGAGAUUUAUUUAUAUACAAAAAAAAACGAUAAGUACUUACACAGUAUACUCUAAAUACGAAUUCUAAUAAAGAUCGAUUAUUUCAUUUUGCAAAUAAAUGUUUUCUCUGAAACAUUUGCUUUCAUUAUUGUAUUCCUGUCUGUGCCGCAAUAAGAUAGUUUUGUCUUGUCAUCAUUUUUGUAUAUUACUCAGUAAAAAUUUAACAUAGAUUGCUAAUUGA